AUGAACAAAGAAAAUCUUCUUGUCCAAACUUUAAACCAAUGUCCCAAGGUCAAAAACCUGGUUUGGCGCGCUAGCAGGGAAUGUUUGCCUACCUUGAAACAACUGCGGAUAAGGAGGGUGGAUGUGCAAGCUCUUUGUCCAAUUUGCCGUGAUGCAUAUGAGUCAAUUGAACAUGCUUUACUGCUAUGUACACAACCGAAACUGGUCUGGGACCGUGUUGGCAUUGGGACUGCAAUUGCAGCUACUGGGGCGAGUAGUUUUCUGGACUGGUGCAUCCAGUCUUUUGCUACUGCUGAUGCCGAUAAAAGGAAGCUGUUGCCGGUUCUCUGUUGGGCGAUAUGGAGUGCACGAAACGACUUUGUGUGGCAGCAAAAAACAACUACUGCUGCUACUAUUUUGAACACAGCGACGGGAUUCCUUGAUCAAUGGAGUAAAGCUCAGAAUACUCUUAUUGAGACGUCUUGGUCGAGUUACACGAUUCAUGACGGAGCUGAGCAAUGGGUCGUUCCAAGUGAAAAUAAAAUCAAGGUAAACGUUGAUGCUGCGUUGUUUAAUAGUAGUAACAAGUAUGGUUGUGGUUUUGUUGCUAGAGAUCACUACGUGGAAACCGAUUGUCUUACGGUAGUUCAAGCACUUAGAAGCUCAAUGGACAUGAUUUCCUCCUUUGGUCAAGUCAUUUUGGAGUGUAAAAAGUUGUUAUCUGAUUUGAAAACUGUUUCUGUUUUAUUUGUUAAGCGAUUAGCUAAUAUGGUAGCUCAUAACUGUGCAAGAGCUUCUAUAUUAUAUCCUGGUUGUAUUUUCGAUAUGGAGUCUGUUCCAUUCGACUUGCUACCCUCUUUGGUAGCGGAUUUUGAUGGUUAUUAA
Messenger RNA from Cannabis sativa, 864 nucleotides. RefSeq lists its product as uncharacterized. The transcript has 2 exons. The record is from RefSeq and is a predicted model, not a curated record. Bases 1 to 864 code for a protein of 287 amino acids. NCBI's taxonomy places the organism in Eukaryota, Viridiplantae, Streptophyta, Magnoliopsida, Rosales, Cannabaceae. Gene Ontology annotation, molecular function: nucleic acid binding; RNA-DNA hybrid ribonuclease activity.